AGCCAGUGUACAGUGAAAGUGCAGGCUUAUGUCUGAGUGACUGCUGCGGGGACAGGGCUCUUGUAGCGAGGCUUUUUCAGCACCACGGGGAGCGACCCUUCCGCUCCUCCAGCCGCCUGCAUAAUUAAUCCAUAAAGAAGUCGUUCAAUCCUCCGCCCAGCCGUCGCGCCAUUGGUUGAGUGCUAAUCUACUUCCUGAUUUGCUGCUGUCAGUCUCGAUCCAAAUAAAUAGUAAUGUACCUGUACCACCGUGCACAGGUUGCCAACGAGACUACGUUCCAGCUUUAAAGGUCCUGAAGACUUGGACCAACUGAGUGAUUUUGUUUGCAUCAGGCAUCACAAGCCCCACGGAUUCUCCGUUUUGUGUUUUUACAUUUUGAGAUGAAUCUGAACUACACUUCUCCGGUCCCCCAGAUGCCGGCUCAAAGGUCAACGUCGUUCUUCAUUGAAGAUAUUUUACUACAUAAACCUAAACCUUUGCGAGAGGUGUUUCCCUCGCCCUUUUCAAACUCUCUUGCCUCCCGGUUGCCUCUUAUAGAGUAUGGAUAUCCACUUAUGCCUACACCGAUACUGGCUCCUCAUCCGCAUCAUCCGCUACACAAACCUGAACACCAUCCGUACUUUUUCACCUCGGGAAUGCAGAUGCCUGCGUUAUUUCAGCAUCAUCCCGAAUUACCAGGGAAGCACUGUAGACGCAGAAAGGCAAGAACAGUGUUCUCAGACUCCCAGCUCUCCGGACUCGAGAAAAGGUUCGAGGUCCAGAGAUAUCUGUCUACACCUGAGCGCGUGGAACUGGCUACGGCGCUCAGUCUAUCGGAAACACAGGUAAAGACGUGGUUUCAAAACCGGAGGAUGAAGCAUAAAAAACAACUGAGGAAAACACAAGACGACCAGAAAAACCCAAACGAUGUAGACAGAUCGCUGGAGAACACGAGCGAGAGCGAAAUGCCCGAGAAAAGUACAGACGGUAAAAACGGCAUGAGUCCGGACAGAUACACGCUGGAUGACAAUGAAGAUGAUGUCGAUAUUGAAGAUGACAUUUGCUCUCCUGAACAUCUACUCUAGUAUUAUCACCCCCCAUGAACAAAAAUGUACAUAUUAAUUACAGUCUUUUAGAUAGGAAAUUAUAUAUAGUUUUUUUUUUUUUUUUUUUUUUUUUUUGAGAGCAUUG
This is a messenger RNA of Cyprinus carpio (common carp), 1170 nucleotides long. RefSeq names its product brain-specific homeobox. Gene Ontology annotation, molecular function: DNA binding; DNA-binding transcription factor activity, RNA polymerase II-specific. Gene Ontology annotation, biological process: regulation of DNA-templated transcription. NCBI's taxonomy places the organism in Eukaryota, Metazoa, Chordata, Actinopteri, Cypriniformes, Cyprinidae. The record is from RefSeq and is a predicted model, not a curated record.